Penicillium concentricum is the source of this 423-nucleotide messenger RNA. RefSeq names its product 60S ribosomal eL33 domain-containing protein. Gene Ontology annotation, biological process: ribosomal large subunit biogenesis; cytoplasmic translation. Gene Ontology annotation, cellular component: cytosolic large ribosomal subunit; ribosome. The record is from RefSeq and is a predicted model, not a curated record. The transcript is spliced from 5 exons. Gene Ontology annotation, molecular function: structural constituent of ribosome. Lineage: Eukaryota; Fungi; Ascomycota; Eurotiomycetes; Eurotiales; Aspergillaceae. The coding region runs from base 1 to 423 and encodes 140 amino acids.
AUGCCUUCGGAACAAGGACACCGCCUCUACGUCAAGGGACGUCACCUGAGCUUCCAGCGCAGCAAGCACGCCCUCACCCCCAACACCAGCUUGGUCAAGAUCGAGGGUGUUGAUGACACCAAGUCCGCCAAGUUCUACCUUGGCAAGAAGGUCGCUUUCGUUUACCGUGCUAAGCGUGAGGUCCGCGGCUCCAACAUUCGGGUGAUCUGGGGCAAGGUCACCCGGCCGCACGGAAACUCCGGUGUUGUGCGCGCCAAGUUCCGCAACAACCUCCCCCCAAGUCCCUCGGCGCUACCGUCCGCGUUAUGCUCUACCCCUCCAACAUCUAAACGGCUUCUAUGUGUUGUUUUCAGUGGGCGAUUCCCUUCUUCGCAUAGACGGUCGGUCAGGCAAGGAAAAGUCGACGGAACGAGCCGAUGUUGA